Rhipicephalus sanguineus (brown dog tick) is the source of this 1408-nucleotide messenger RNA. RefSeq names its product histone-lysine N-methyltransferase 2B. The record is from RefSeq and is a predicted model, not a curated record. The coding region runs from base 82 to 1356 and encodes 424 amino acids. The transcript is spliced from 8 exons. NCBI's taxonomy places the organism in Eukaryota, Metazoa, Arthropoda, Arachnida, Ixodida, Ixodidae. Gene Ontology annotation, molecular function: DNA binding. Gene Ontology annotation, biological process: negative regulation of DNA-templated transcription.
CACGCUUCCUCGCUGUCACGUUGUCGUGCCUUUUUCUAUUAUUUUCAUUAGUCUUUCUUCUAUACUGUUAUUUUUAUUAUAAUGUAUGCUUACGUUAUCUACAAGGACGGCGCCAGAGCCGUUGUGUCGCACCGACUGGUCAGGGAUUUCUCUCCUUCGUCUGAGAAAGAUAUCUCAAGCGGCAAAAACAAAAUGAUUUAUUGGCGCGAGAAGAAAGAGAACGGAGACGGCGAUCUUGAGGAUUUCUUUCCUGGGGACGUCAUCGAAUUGGCGGAAUCAAAGCAAGAACUUGCACGGAAAGUGCAGAAACGCCGUCUACGCUGGCCGGAUCAUGUAUUUGAUGAUGUCGUUGGGGUUGCCCCUUGUAAGGAAGAACUAAGCAAUAAAGAAAGAAAGAAAAGGAAGGAGGUGGCCAAACUAAAAGAAAUGAUGGCCAUGACAACGAAUUGGCCUGAAGAUGAUGAAGAUGGGGAUGAGCCAGAAAAAGAUAAGAAGUACGCUCGAUUAGAGCAGGAGAUUAUUUCUCUCCGAAAGAAGUUAGCGGAAGAGAGAAAGAGAAAUCGGGGCCUACAAGACAUUGUGAUCAAAGGAAUGGAAAAAUUGCUGCAGAAAGCAUGCUGCAACCAUAGCUGCACCAAUCAGCAGCAGAAGGUACCAGAGCCAGGUGCACAGGGGUUUUGUGAGCUACUGGAGCAGGACUGGCACGCUGAAGAUGUGGGAGAUGACCUGACCGACAGCCUUCAAGAUACGGCACCACGUGCUGCAACACCAGUGCCACCACCAGCACCAGUAGCAGCAGCAGUAGCAGCACCAACACCACCGCCACCACCAGCACCAGUAGCAGCACCAACACCACCGCCACCACAACCAGCUGUGCUGCUGACACCACCACCGCCAGCUCUGACACCAGUGGCACCACGUGCAGCAAUGCCACUGGUUGCACAGCCAGCAGUAGGAGACAGACCAGGAAAUACUGCAGCUCAGUGCAGCUCUGAAGCAGAGACUACCCAGAGAAACCUUGGGAAUGGCGUUACAGUCUCACAGGAAAAGUGGCGCUACCUGAUGGCCCAGCCCAAAGAUUCCCUUUUUGUGAGGGAAGCAGCGAAGGCAAUAUGGGGGAUCCAGAACCUGUACAACAGGAGUAUCACGGGCACCCCAUGUCGCCGUUUCCUUCACAAGGAGGCGGCUGGGCCAUCAAGCGUCGAAAAACAAGCGCUGACGCCUAGGAAGCUGGAUGCCCUGAGGAAUGCGUAUGAAGAACACCUGAAGGCGCAUGCCAGCAACCUGCCGGACACUCAGCGUCGCCGCAACAUGAACCGGCAUUUGGCGGAUUUGCUGAAGGUGCUCAAGAAAUGAGUGCAGCUUAAAGGCGGGAAUUUUACUUCAUUAUAAAGUUUUCAUUUUUAAA